AUGCGUUUCCGGCCCGUAGACCUCGUCUCGAACUUCUCAGAAGCCCACCUCCACAUCUUCACCACGAUACUCACACUCGUCCUCCCCAUCCUCACAGCCUUCUACAUCUACAACGACUACCUAGCCUUCCUCUCGCUCGGGAAAGGCGGCACGCCCUCCACCCCCCUCGGCUACCUAAAAAUAAAGACCCUCUCGCUCGUCUCGCUCCGCGACCCCUACCGCCCCCUCCCUAUCCCCCCACACUUCCGCCCGCAAAAAGGCUACCUACGCUCUCUCCCGCGCCGUGUCACGCGGCGCCCCCUCGUCCAAGGCAUCGCCCCGCAGCGCCAGCAGACGCAGAAAAGCUCCGAGAAACUCUACGCCCAGCUCGUCGCCCGCCUGCAGAGUCUGGCACGUGACCCCCGCAACAUGCUCAUGGAGCGCACGUCUUGCUUUGAGAAGCACAGCUCGGGACUGUUCGCUACGCUGCCUAUUACGCGCACCUGCGGCGGGGAGGUGUGCCACGCGCAUCCGUCCGACGGCUCGCUGCAUCUGACGCUGCAUCCUGCGGAUGCGAAAUUGGUGCUGGAGCAUGGGCUUGGGGAGCGACAUCCGCUGGCUAAGGGGGGCUGGUACCGCCGGUUUGUGCCGCGCGAGUUUGUGCUGAUUUAUGCGCCGAGGAGCGAGGAGGAGGUCGAUGUUGUGAUGCGGAUUGUGGCUGCGGCUGUGUGGUGGGUUAGUGGUGUUGAUGUGAAUGCUGGGGAUGGGGAGGGCGAGGGCAGGAGGCGGAGUGCGGAUGUGGCUGCGAUUGGAAAGGCGAUGGAGGGGAGUGGGUGUGGGGUUUGCAAGGUGCAUGCGUGUGGGGGGACGCCGGCGGAGAAGAUGACGGGGGAUGCUUGA
Messenger RNA from Dothidotthia symphoricarpi CBS 119687, 879 nucleotides. RefSeq lists its product as uncharacterized. The transcript has a single exon. Lineage: Eukaryota; Fungi; Ascomycota; Dothideomycetes; Pleosporales; Dothidotthiaceae. Bases 1 to 879 code for a protein of 292 amino acids. The record is from RefSeq and is a predicted model, not a curated record.